Messenger RNA from Galendromus occidentalis (western predatory mite), 521 nucleotides. RefSeq names its product ribosomal protein L14 (gene RpL14). Gene Ontology annotation, molecular function: structural constituent of ribosome; RNA binding. The record is from RefSeq and is a predicted model, not a curated record. The coding region runs from base 28 to 495 and encodes 155 amino acids. Gene Ontology annotation, cellular component: ribosome; cytosolic large ribosomal subunit. NCBI's taxonomy places the organism in Eukaryota, Metazoa, Arthropoda, Arachnida, Mesostigmata, Phytoseiidae. Gene Ontology annotation, biological process: translation; ribosomal large subunit biogenesis. The transcript has 3 exons.
UUUCUUUUUACUCCGGAGUCGGUGAAGAUGCCGUACAACCGAUACUACGUGGAGAUCGGUCGCGUGGUCUACCUGACCCGUGGCAAGGACCAGGGUAAACUCGGUGUCAUCGUUGAUGUCGUCGACCAGAACCGAGCUCUGGUCACCGGUCCUGGCCUGAAGAGGAAGCCCCAACUCUUCAAGCACAUCCGCCUGACUCCUCAGGUGCUUGGCGGUUUUUGUUCGGGGACGAAAGACAUCAUUGUGAAGAAGCGUUUCGAGGAGAACGAUGUUGAGAAGAAAUUCAAGGAAUCCCUGUUCUACAAGAAGCUGACCGCACGUCAGACCAGGGAAAAUCUCAACGAUUUCCAGAGGCACAAGGUGCUGUACCUCAAGAAGAAAAUGAACACGUUGAUCAACUGCAGGUACGGAAAGCUGAGGAAGCCCGUCCGAAAAGCUUACUUCAAAAAGCUGGCUGAGAAGAAAGCCAAGAUCGACGCCGCCAAGGGUCUUUAAAUAAAACUCCGAGGUGUCUCGAAAAA